GACAACAGUGUUGUCCUGCUGUUGUUCUACAACAGGCCUUUCAGUAUCACUCAUCUCUUUGUUUCUGGACCUGUGUCUACUCUGCACUCAAGACUAGUGGGAUUUUAUAAUCAACUGUCAAGUUGUAGCCUGGUGGGUUUGUAUAAUCUACUGUCAAAUUGUAGCCUGGUGUGGUGGGUUUGUAUAAUCUUUUGAGGUCAAAGUAAGAGGAUGAUAAAAGAUCUGAGCUGUAGACUUCCAUUUCAGAGCUCCGUAUGUCGUACUGGAAUGAAACACAUCCAGUAGUGUGAGACUGAGACCGUUUUGUAAAUAGAAGUGUUUUGUUUUUUCUCCAUCAAUAUGGAUAUCCGCCACCUCUAUGCACAAUGCUUCUACAGGCCUCAGAGUGUCAGCGAUUCUGGAUGCUUCUACAACAACUACUCAGCCAGUGAACAGAGUAUUUGCCAAGCCCGCGCCUCAGUCAUGGUGUACGACGACACCAGUAAGAAGUGGGUUCCAAUCAAGCCGGGCCAGCAGGGCUUCAGCCGCAUCAACAUCUACCACAAUACGGCCAACAACACCUUCCGCGUGGUCGGGGUCAAGCUACAGGACCAACAGGUAGAGGUGGUGAUCAACUACUCCAUAGUGAAGGGGCUGAAGUAUAACCAGGCCACGCCCACUUUUCACCAGUGGCGCGAUGCCAGGCAGGUUUACGGCCUCAACUUCGCCAGCAAAGAGGAGGCCACCACCUUCUCCACCGCCAUGAUGUUCGCCCUCAACACGCUCAGCUCGCAAGACGGAGGCCCUGCUGUCCAACGCCAAAAUGGGCCCUCCUCAGAGGACCCCGAUGUGCAGAGGAGGCAAAUGAUGGAGCCGCAUCAGAUGCAGGGAGUGGUCCACAAAGAGAGGGAGCGACGGACGUCUGGCUCAGUUGUUUCCACCCUCCAAUAUAAGGUGUCCUCCCCUCCCUCUCACCCCUCCAACACCCCUCUUGAGUAUAGACACUAUCGGGCCGCCACACUGCCGCCCUCCUAUGCCCGAAUGGCCUCCAACUCCUCCCCUUCCUCCUCUUCCUCUUCCUCCUCCCAGGAGAGAGAGGUGGCAGGUGGACGGGCUGGCGACAACUCUCCCCAUCUCUCCCAGCUCUCCACCUCCCUGGUCUCGGCCUUCUCCCCCGUGCAGCCAGGGGUGCCCACGGCCCUGACCCGGCAGGUGCGCCAGAUCCCCCUCUCUCCCCCCUCGGUGCGGGCUCUCCACCACACCAAGACCCUCCACCAGGGUGACCCCCAGCAGGACCCUGUGCUGCUCCCCAAACACGGCACCUGGUCCACCUCCCACACCCACAUAUACGGCCCCGUGCACAUGCCCCCCGUGCCCCAGCCUGUCCUCCCAGUGGCCCUCCCUCUGCCGCCCCGCCACAGCCGGGUCAAGCCCCACCCCCUGGACCAGGCCGGCCAACCCCAUAUCCCGCCCCACCUCCCCCAUGCCAAUGGCCAAUCAGAGGACUAUUAUAACCUCGCUCAGCAGCAACAGCAGCAGCUAGGUUACUGCGAGGCUACCUCCUUGCCCCCUCUGAUUGGUCAGUCUGCGCAGGGCCCUGUCCCCGUCUCCUCCAACCAACCCCAGUACCCCUCCUCAUUCCACCCCCAGCCACAGAUGUCCCAGGCCACGCCCCCACCACCACCAGCAACCCAGCAAUUCUCUCCCCCCUCAUACACCCCAGCCCCAUCAGAGUGGGGUUCACCCAACCAGACACCCUCUCCCGUCUCUCAGGCUGCCACGGCAACCUGCAGUCCGGUUUCUCUCCCCGCCGUGCUCGCUGUGGCCCCACCGGUGGCUCCGCCUGCCCCUAUGGCACCUAUGGCCCCCCCUCCUCCACCGGGCCCCCCGCCUCCGGCCACAGUGCCACCGCCCAUGCCCCCCCCACUACCGGUUGGUGGAGGGCACGGAGGGCCUCAUUUAGAGGGGGCAGGGAACGAGCUGGCACAGCCACUCUCAGGUCUGGCUGCUGCCCUGGCUGGAGCCAAACUCCGCAAAGUUGCAAGGGAUGAGAACAGUCCACCAGGAACAAGUGUAGCCAAGAAUGAUGGCAACCGCUCCAGUGGAGGGGAGGGGCUAAUGCAGGAAAUGAACGCCCUUCUAGCACGCAGACGGAAAGCCUCAGAGAAACCUGAAGAGGAGGAUCCCAAGCCAGGGCAGAACUCCACAGAUGCGGGGAAGAAUCCAUGGGACCGAGCCAACUCUGUAGACAAGGCCUCACUGGUAUCAAGGGUGCGACCCGUGGGCAGCACUAGUGAGGGAGACCUAGACUUCGACAGGAUGAAACAGGAAAUCUUGGAUGAAGUUGUACGUGAAUUGCAGAAGGUGAAAGAUGAGAUCAUUAAUGCCAUUAGACAAGAAAUUGGUCGAAUCCAUACAUGUUAAUCAGUGGACAAGAGGAUGUGCUGGAGUAUGAAGGAUUAGAAGGUGUGCUGGAAAGGAAUGUUCUCAACAUUUCUGUGACGCUGUGAAAAUAUUGCUGUGACGCUGCAGAAAGGUUGAGCCAACAUUGAGUCUGCUGUGCAGAACAGAAAGGCGAAGAAGAAGAAGAAGAAGAAGAAAAAGUUGGAGAAGGAAAGUGAAUGAGAGAGAAAAGAAUGGUUACAUGAUGACAAAGGAUGUGCGGACGGAAGGAUGGAUAGACGCUUGCACCUUUUUCAUUUUCCCCCCCCUCCCAUUUCUGUGCAUUUCGAGACAGUCCAGUUUGCAGCUCUCAGUCUGUUCUAAGUCUUACAAUAGAAAAUAUUUUUUGUUUUCUUAAGUUUUUACUGUUUUAUUAUUAUUGUUUUUUUAAACUGUGAUUAUUUUAUUAUUCAUACCAUCAUAUAGAGAGAGAGAGAGAGAGAGAGAGAGAGAGAGAGACAAAAGACAAACUGUUGUUCUUCAUUGGUGGGUUCUAGAGGAAACGUGCACACCAAUUACAUCAGACUUUUAUAUUUUAUAUGAUUUACUUUAUCCUUGGGUGUUUGACCAGCACGUAUGGCACAUACUAUGCUUUAGUCACCUGACCUCAGUUUUUAAAAAGCUUUUGAUCUAUUUACCAGUAACAGGGCAGUGUUCAUUGGGCCUCAAAUGGAAUAAAACUGGACAACCGGGGAGGGAGUACCGUUCUCCAUUGUAAAACGUUUUAAAAAUAUGUUCCAUUUUGUGCCCUAAUAAACACAACUCCGGUGUAUAAAAAUCACUGUAAUUUUGGGAUCAUUCAAAAAACGUACCAACAACUGUAAAUUCACCAUCUACGUAUUCCCAAAAUAGAUCAAAUGAUCCCUAGGCUGCCCCUACGAAACCCAUACAGUAGUCUAUAUCAGAGGUGUCAAACGCGGUCUUCAACAAGGUCCGGAGGGCCGCAAUGAAAAUGAGUUACAUUUCCUUGCUGUCAAAAUGUCCACCCCCCCUCGAUGCUGCCAUAUUGUCUAGCUUUCAUUUUGGUGAUUAUUAGCGAGUUGGACACAGUCAAGAAACAGUAUGAAUGUAGGUCCAUUAUCAUUUAUACACAGUUUUGACUUGGUUUUAGUCAUUUUUGUAUAUUGAGUCGCCCCCCACCUAAAAAAAUAAAAAAUAUGCAAAAAAAAUAUAUAUAUUUUUUUUUACUCAAACCACCCCUCACAGGCCGGAACCCCUCACGGGAUUGGAACCCCUCACCCCUCACGGGCCGGAACCCCUCUGUUUGACACCCCUGGUCUAUAUGGUUUGUCCGGUGUAUUAACCAUGCAUUUUGUUUUUAAAUUGGGUUUUCAAAAUGGUGGUACAUUUACAAUGGUGGUUUGUUUUUUUUGUGAAUAUCCUCCUUGCUAUUUAAAGUAACUGUCCAGUUUUCAAUGAAACAUGACCUAUAAUUACAAUAUGAAUGAAAUACUUAAAUUACAAAACGCAUGUUAAAAAGCAGCUUUUCUGUGUUGGAAUGGUGUGGGCGUAUCUUAACAACAGAAUGGUGUGGGUGUAUGCCGAUCAUUAAAAAUAUUCACACGAGUAAACCGCUGAUUGGCCAGCUCAGCCAAUGAGGUAGGAUGACAUCAUUCUCUAUGAGGAAAUAGCAUUUUUUAUUCGAUCUGUUUGAGAUACAAGUUUGAGGUGGGUUUUUUUAAAAUGUUUUUUUUCUCUCCAAUUUAUGCUUUGGCCACAUACGAGUGUAGGAUGAGUCAUCAACAUUAUUUGGAUAUGAUUUAACAGAAUAUGGACAUUUAAAAGUGAGAUUUUCACUGGACAGUUACUUUAAGGUUGAACUUGAAUUUGAUAUGUGAAAAUGGAGCCAGUUGCAAAAUAAAUUAAAAGUAUACAUAAA
Messenger RNA from Oncorhynchus mykiss (rainbow trout), 4300 nucleotides. Lineage: Eukaryota; Metazoa; Chordata; Actinopteri; Salmoniformes; Salmonidae. The record is from RefSeq and is a predicted model, not a curated record.